ACCUUCGGGAACUGGGCCCCUGGGCCUCCCACAUGCGUUGGCUGGUCUGGAUCAUGGCCUCUGUCGGCACCGUCUAUGUCUUCUUCUUCCAUGAGCGGUGAGCCAGGGCUGGGGACUCAGGUACAAGCUUGUGGAGCUGCUGUGCUACGUCAUGAUGGGCUUUUUCCCCGCCCUGGUCAUCCUUUCUAUGGACACGGCCUUUUCCUCGCCCAUGAAGACUGGCCCACCAUGUUCUAUGGGACCCACUUCAUCAUGUCUCCGCCCACCAAGAGCAAGCUGAAGCGGCAGAGCCAGCUGCUGUCCAGCGUGCUGUCCCGGACGCUGAGCCACAAGUACCGCGACCUGGACACUACCUUUGCCAGCCUGGGUGCCAGCGAUGACCCCGCGGAGCUCUCCACCCAGCUCUCAGCCCCUGGGGUCCUGAAGGUGUUUGGGGACAGUGUCUGCACAGGCACCCACUACAAGAGCGUCCUGGCCACCGGCAUGUCCAGUGCCCAGGAGCUGGUGAAAGAGGCCCUGGAGCGCUACGCGCUGAGCCCCGAGUGUGCCAGCCAGUAUGUGCUGUGCGAUGUGGUGGGCCAUUCCAGUGAUCACGGGCAGCAGUGGCAGGCCGAGUGCUUUCGGGUGUUUGGGGACAAUGAGAAGCCCCUCUUGAUCCAGGAAUUAUGGAAACCCCGAGAAGGCUUGUCCCGAAGGUUUGAGCUGAGAAAGAAGUCGGACGUGGAAGAGCUGGCAGCCAAGGACGUGGACACUAUGACUGCAGGGAUAAACGCCCAAGCCCGGAGGCUGCAGCGGAGCCGCGCCAAGGGGACCCCAGCCCUGGCCUCAGGGGGCUCCCGGAGCCCCCCUCCAGCCCGGCUGCGCCGCACAGUCAGCGAGACCAGCCUGAGCCCUGCCGCUACCCUGCCUGCCACCCAGGGCCCUGAGGAGCUGGACCAGGACGCCAUGCGCUACUCCCUCUACGAGUCCCCCCACCUGCUGCUCCUGCAGGGCUACAGCCAGCAGCACGACAGCCUGGUGUAUGUGCUCAACCGGGAGCGGCACACGGUGGGCCAGAGGACGCCCUCCAGCAAGCCCAGCAUCAGCCUGUCGGCCCCUGACAUCCUGCCCCUGCACUGCACUCUCCGCCGGUGCCAGCCCUCGGGCCCAGAGCGGGCGGCUGGCCGGCUGGUCCUGGAGCCAAUCCCCGGGGCGCCCGUCGCAGUCAACUUCUCAGAGGUGGGGGGCCGGACGGUGGUGCUGCAUCACGGGGACCUGCUGUCCCUGGGCCUCUACUACCUGCUGCUGUUCAAGGACCCAGCGCAGGCCCAGCCCCUGCCCGCCCAGGCCCUGGCCCGCCUGCGGGCCGCGCCACACAGCUGCAGGCUGUGCGGGGCCCUGCUCCCGGCCGCCCGGGGCACCUCCACUUCCACGCCCACCGCCCUCCCCUCGCCGCGGCCACUGUACCUGGAGUUCGAGCCUGCUGUUGAGGACAUGCUGCUGCAGUGCAUCAUGACGCUGAUCGAGCCGGGUGGCGAUGACCACAAGCUGACCCCCGCCUUCCUCCUCUGCCUCUGUGUCCAGCACUCGGCCACCCGCCUGGAGCCGGGCUCAUUCGGGCAGCUCCUGCUCAAGAUCGCCAGGACAAUCCGCGACACAGUCUGGGAGAAAACCAAAGAACUGGCGGAGAAGCAGACGCACCUCCAGGAGCCCGUCUCCUCAGCCAGCGGUUCCCUGGCCGGCCUGGUGCCCGACCUGCAGCACCUUCUGUUCUGGAUGUCCAACUCCAUUGAGCUCCUGUACUUCAUCCAGCAGAAGUGCCCGCUGUACAUGCAGAGCUUGGAAGAGGAGCUGGAUGUCACAGGCUCGAAGGAGUCCCUGUUCUCCUGCGCGCUCUCAGCCAGCGAGGAGGCCAUGGCGGUGCUGGAGGAGGUCAUCCUGUACACGUUCCAGCAGUGCGUGUACUACGUCUCCAAGUCCCUGUACGUCUGCCUGCCGGCCCUGCUGGAAUGCCCCCCUUUCCAGACGGAGCGCCGGGACAGCUGGUGCUCGACCCCCCAGCUGCCCGAGGAGCUGCGCCGCGUGGUGUCUGUGUACCAGGCCGCCCUGGACCUGCUGCGGCAGUCCCAGGUGCACCCCGAGAUUGCCGCCCAGGUGCUGGCCUAUCUCUUCUUCUUCUCCAGCACUCUGCUCUUCAAUCAGCUACUGGACAAGGGCCCCUCCCUGAGUUGCUUCCACUGGCCCAGAGGCGUCCAGGCCUGUGCCCGCCUGCAGCAGCUCCUGGAGUGGACGCGGAGCGCCGGCUUUGGGGAGGCCGGGGAGCGCUUCUUCCGGAAGCUUUCCUGCACACUCAACCUGCUGGCCACUCCCCGUGCCCAGCUCAUCCAGAUGAGCUGGGCAAACCUGCGGACCGCCUUCCCUGCCCUGAGUCCCGCGCAGCUGCACCGGCUGCUGACUCAGUACCAGCUGGCCUCGGCCAUGGGCCCCAUGAGUGCCUGGGAUCCUGUCGCCCAGGAUCGCCCGGACGCCUUCAAGUCAGACGACGUCCUGGAGUCCUACGAGAACCCCCCACCCAUCGUUUUGCCAAGCGAGGGCUUCCAGGUGGACUUGGAGGCAGACGGCCUGGACGACAGCAUCUACCAGCACCUUCUCUACGUGCGCCACUUCCUGUGGGGCCUGCGGAGCAAGCCCAGCCCCAGCGGUGGGCCCCCCCAGCCCGAGGGCCUCGAGGCACCUGGCUCAAACCACCCCACCCCUGAGGGGCACCCCGAGGGCCAGAGCUGCCCUCUGGCUCCCAGGGACCCCAGCAGGGGAGUCCGUGAAGCUGGCCUGGCACACCAUCUACCUUCUGCCGGGGCUCCCCGGGCACAGGGCCCUCCAGGAAAGCAGCCAAGCCGCGGGAGCCGCGGGGGCCCCCAAGCCGGCCCUCUGCACACAGACUCUUCCUGCCUGCUCACGCCCCCCAGCACCCCCCUUGAGCCCACUGGCCCUGACUGGCCCGACCCUGGUGGGCCCUGUGGGAAAGCAUUCCUGGAAGGGAGGAGGAAUGGACCAAGUGGCUCCCGGGGGACGACUCCUGAAGGAGACGGUGUGGCCCCGGAGGACCAGCCCCCUCCAGCCCCCUCCAGCCAAAGCUCCAGCACUGACGACUUCUGCUACGUCUUCCUGGUGGAACUGGAACGCGGCCCCUCAGGGCUGGGAAUGGGCCUGAUUGAUGGGAUGCACACACCCCUGGGCACCCCCGGCCUCUACAUCCAGACCCUGCUCCCGGGCAGUCCCGCAGCGGCUGACGGCCGGCUGUCGCUGGGAGACCAAAUCCUGGAGGUGAACGGCAGCAGCCUGCUGGGUGUCAGCUACCUGAGAGCCGUGGACCUGAUCCGACACGGGGGAAGGAAGAUGCGGUUUCUCGUUGCCAAGUCCGACGUGGAAACAGCCAAGAAAGUCCGCUUCCGCUCGCCCCCGCCCUAGGUGGCCGGAAGGACGCGGGGCACCGAGCCCUGAGGUUCGCCAGGCCGCUCCCAUGUGGGUGUGUCACCUUCAGGACCCUGGCGCACCUCCCCCUGUGGAUAAUGUACAUCUUAGUGUAUAUUUUAUUUAUGACAGAUAACACUAAGUUGUGAUGUUUGUUACAGAGCUUUUAUGUUUGAAGAUUUUAAAGGAGACGUAUAGAUUCAAUAAACUAUCUUUCAUAUUCUUG
Hipposideros armiger (great roundleaf bat) is the source of this 3676-nucleotide messenger RNA. RefSeq names its product Rap associating with DIL domain (gene RADIL). The record is from RefSeq and is a predicted model, not a curated record. The transcript has 16 exons. NCBI's taxonomy places the organism in Eukaryota, Metazoa, Chordata, Mammalia, Chiroptera, Hipposideridae. Gene Ontology annotation, cellular component: microtubule. Gene Ontology annotation, biological process: signal transduction; substrate adhesion-dependent cell spreading; neural crest cell migration. Bases 76 to 3447 code for a protein of 1123 amino acids. Gene Ontology annotation, molecular function: GTPase binding.